GCGUCUGUUUACAGAAAGUCGCGGCGGCGGCUGCGUGGACUUGCCAUCCUCGCGGAGUCAGAUCACCGCGUCCGCGAUAAGCCCGUCACAUGUGGCCACCAGCUCAUUGUGACGUUGACACUUUUUGUACGUGACCGACAGCCGACAGUGUCGCGACCGGGCUGGCUUCUAAGAACGCCUCGAUUCGGGAUUCCGCUGUCACAAGCAAUGGAGAGGCGUAAAAGGCGCAACAACCCGCCCGAGCGUUGUGCUUGAAGCUCCCCGGCUGGAGCGUCGCCCAAACACACGAGCCGCUUCCUGCGCCACGACGACAUGGACAGCCCGGCCGCCGAGAACCCCGGCAGGGCUGCGGAGUAUUUGCAAGAGCUCAACAAGAUCAUCGAGACCCAGCAGGAGCUACUGGAGAGGCAGCGGGCGCGGAUCGAGGAGCUUGAGCGGCAAGUGUGCGACUUGUGUACCGAGAACGGCUGCCUGAAGGAGCGCUACCAGCGGCACCUGGCGAGCUGCAGGCUGCUACAGGGCGCCGAGAGCCCGCAGUCGCUCGGGGCCAUCCAGGAGCAUAUCACACAUGACAAGUCUGAUGGUGACGCAUCCAGGAUGGUCAGGCGACACGCCUCCCUGCCUGUCCAAGUCACCGAGCCUCCUGGAAGCAUCGUGUCUGUGGGCAGCCGAGGAGUCGUCCCAUGUCGCAAGUGGAAGUCUGCUUCCUUUGGUGUGGAAGGGGACGGACGGUCCAAUGAGAGCGGCCCUUCCCUUGAUCCAGGAGCAGGAUAUGGGCCAGGUCCGGUGACUCACGGGUCGGCCAUCAGUCCUGAUCGUUUUGAGAGCUCCCUCUACAGCCACGGGGUUCAGCCUGGCCCUCAGAGACCCCGUCGGCCUAAGCUCCAGCACUCACAGUCCAUCCUUCGGAAGCAGGCGGAGGAGGAGGCCAUCAAGCGCUCUCGCUCGCUCUCGGAGAGCUAUGAGCUCUCCGCCGACCUUCAGGAUAAACAGGUGGAGAUGCUGGAGCGCAAAUAUGGCGGGCGAUUCAUAACGCGGCACGCGGCUCGCACGAUCCAAACCGCCUUCCGCCAGUAUCAGAUGAACAAGAAUUUUGAACGUCUCAGGAGCUCUAUGUCUGAAAAUCGCAUGUCCAGACGCAUCGUUCUCUCCAACAUGAGGAUGCAGUUGUCGUUUGAGGGUGCCGAGAAAGUGCACAGCUCCUACUUUGAAGGGAGGCAGGUGUCCAUGACAGAGGACGGCGCCCCGCUGUCCAUGUUGCAGUCAGAAUGUGGGGAUAUACAGGUCCACCAGCAGGCCAAUAUGGCGUCUCAUCCGCCCCCACAGGGUGAUCUGACAGAUGCCAUCACGGAACUAGAGGACGCCUUCUCCAGGCAGGUCAAAUCCCUGGCCGAGUCGAUAGACGACGCACUGAACUGCCGCAGCCUUCAGGGGGAUGAAGGUCCGGACCCUGAGGUGGAGAGGGAGGUUCCCUAUCAGGUGAAGUCCCACUGCAGGGCAGCUGGACACAUUCACGAUGACUCGAUGGCAUCGUAUAGCGAUGUUACUCUGUUCAUUGAUGAGGACGACAUGUCACCUCCCAUUGCUCUGUCGAGGGCGGGAGAGCAGGCCCCUGGCACAGAAUCAGACUUGCGCUUGCGGUCAGUUAACUCCUCCCAGGAUUACUGGCCUAUCGACCCUAAAGAUGAGGGUCGUGACACGGACACGAGCUGCCGCAGCACUCCUUCUCUGGAGUGCCAAGAGCAGCGUCUGCGAAUGGACCACCUUCCUCUGUUGACGAUAGAACCUCCUAGCGACAGCUCCGCCGAGUUAAGCGAUCGCUCCGAACGGGGCUCGGUCAAAAGGCCGCCUGUGUACGAGCCGCACGGCCACAUUGUAACCUCAUCCCAGGCAAGCCCCAAACACAUUUCCCAUGGACCUCCGCCACGAGCGCCGUCACGUGAUGACGAUGCGCCUCUCCGUCACCGCCACCGCCAGCUGGAGAGCCACCUAGCUAUCAACGGCUCAGCCAAUCGUCAGAGCAAGUCCGAGUCUGACUUUUCGGAUGGGGACAACGACAGCAUCAACAGCACAUCGAACUCCAAUGACACGAUCAACUGCAGCUCUGAGUCCUCGUCGAGGGACAGCCUACGAGAGCAGACGCUCAGCAAGCAGACCUACCACAAAGAGACCCGCAACAGCUGGGAUUCGCCCAUCUUCAGCAACGAUGUGAUUCGCAAGAGACAUUAUCGCAUCGGCUUGAAUCUCUUCAACAAGAAGCCAGAGAAGGGCAUCCAAUACUUGACCGAGAGGGGCUUCAUCCCUGACACACCAGUUGGUGUGGCUCAUUUCUUGCUGCAAAGGAAAGGCCUGAGCAGGCAGAUGAUCGGAGAGUUCCUCGGAAAUAGACAGAAACAGUUCAACAGGGAUGUCUUGGACUGUGUGGUAGAUGAAAUGGACUUCCAGAGCAUGGAGCUGGAUGAAGCCCUCAGGAAGUUUCAGAACCACAUCCGUGUCCAGGGAGAAGCCCAGAAGGUGGAACGACUCAUUGAAGCCUUCAGCCAGCGCUACUGUAUCUGCAACCCUACGGUGGUGCGGCAGUUUCGGAACCCGGAUACGAUUUUCAUCCUGGCCUUCGCCAUCAUCCUCCUCAACACAGACAUGUACAGCCCCAAUGUCAAACCUGAGAGGAAGAUGAAGCUGGAGGAUUUCAUCAAGAACCUAAGAGGCGUGGAUGAUGGAGAGGAUAUACCCAGGGAGACCCUGGUUGGAAUCUAUGAGAGGAUCCGAAAGCGGGAACUCAAGACCAAUGAAGACCACGUGUCACAGGUCCAAAAGGUUGAGAAGCUCAUUGUUGGGAAGAAACCAAUUGGAUCACUCCAUCAUGGCCUGGGAUGUGUUCUGUCACUGCCCCAUCGCCGUUUGGUGUGUUACUGCCGCCUCUUUGAAGUGCCAGAUCCAAACAAGCUCCAGAAGCUGGGCCUGCAUCAGCGGGAGAUCUUCCUGUUCAAUGACCUACUCGUGGUGACAAAGAUUUUUCAGAAGAAGAAGAACUCUGUGACGUACAGCUUCAGGCAGUCCUUCUCCCUUUAUGGCAUGCAAGUCAUGCUAUUUGAAAACCAAUAUUAUCCAAAUGGAAUCAGACUUACAUCAGCCAUCCCAGGUGCGGACAUCAAAGUCCUCAUCAACUUUAAUGCGCCCAACCCCCAGGACCGCAAAAAGUUCACAGACGACCUGCGAGAGUCCAUUGCUGAGGUUCAGGAAAUGGAGAAAUACAGAAUAGAAUCCGAGCUUGAGAAGCAAAAGGGGGUGGUGAGGCCAAGCAUGUCGCAGAGCUCCGGCUUGAAGAAAGAGACUGGGAAUGGCAGCAUGAAUCGUGCAAGUCUGGAUGACACCUAUGCCAUGGGCGAAGGUCUCAAGAGGAGCGCCCUCAGCAGCUCCCUGCGAGAUCUCUCCGAAGCAGGCAAGCGGGGGCGUCGCAGCAGUGCAGGAUCACUAGACAGCAAUAUGGAAGGGUCCAUCAUUAGCAGCCCGCACACACGCCGAAGAGCCACCACCCCGCGUGAGGGCACCUCACGCGAGCAUCCCCCCCUCCCCACCUCGGCAUCCACCUCCAUCCUGGGCUCGCUGUUUGGCAGCAAGAGAGGCAAACCGCCCUCCCAGAGCCACGGGCCUUACCCGCCGCCUGGUCACCCCACGCUCAUAUCCCACAAGCCCCACCCGACCAACCUGCACCACACGGCGCAGGCGGUGCACGGCGUGCCGCUGCCGCACCACGGCCACCACCCGCAGUACUGCCAAGUCCCUCAGAACCCGCCGCCUUACCACCACCACCACCACUACCACCCGCCGCCGCACACGCAGUACCACAAGCACCCCGCCUACUCCUCGCACGCUCAUCCGCAGCACGCCCAGCACAGCCACUACAGCCAGCAUCCGCAUCACAGCUCCCACUCGCAGCACGCUCCCCACCACCACAGUAGCCAGCAAGCAGGCGCGGCACCCGGCGGACCCAAAAGCAAACACAGUGGCAUCAGCACCGUCGUGUGAUGACACGGCGGCGAGGAGGGACUGUUUCUGACACCAAAGGGACUUGAUCGACGGCGCGGCUUGACGGCCUGUCCACUGUGUUUUUCUGCUGCUGCCAUGAAAACCUACCUGCAGGCACUGUUUCAUCUCCACGUCCAACUAAGAAGCAGGAUGGACAAUUGGACCACAACUAUCCCACCAGGGGCCUUUAUUAAUAGUUUGUUUGAUUCCGGGUUUGCCCCUUCCUGCCUCUCCCCCCUCGUGGUGGCGGGUGGGUCUGUGCAGGGAGAUGCCCUUUGUUGUUCACAACACACGCACACACAUCGCCGGGCUGCUCUGCCCCCCCCCCCCCCAUAUAAUCUGGAGGACCGACACCCUGGCACAUCAAUGAUGGGGCAUUGCCGUGCACAGCUUUUUCAGUUUGCAAACCCCACGGAUGCUCUUUGUCCUCGCCUCCGAUAGAGCUCACAUGUAAUCAAGCUAUAAUCAUUUGACUGACCGGAGGACAGGUAAGCAACGUCCGAGUCAUAUUAGUUCUAGUGCUGUAUUUACUGUAGAUGACAGCUGUAUGUGUUGUCUCCUAGCGCUCAUACAUAAAUGUGCCAAUUAUUAACACAUAAUCUAUUUAGUCAAGACUUCCUGUACAGUAUGUCGUGCGUGAUUUGGAAGAUUAUACUUACAAUCAUUAUUAUCAGCAAAAAGUCUCAGUAUUAUACUGACUCCGGGGGUAGCGAGCUUGUAGAUGCGGAAGCAGUGAAUCAGCCGAUCUUGGCCUUUCCAAAGGAGGCGAAGGAGCUUUGAGAUGGCAGCUGUCGCAAAGGCACAACAUUGACUCUUCUUGUCGACGGCCCCUUGGAAGUACAACUUUGUCAUUGCAACUCACAAAAUUCGAUUUUAGACGGAGGCGACUGUUGAAAGAACUGCUCACAACAGGUGCCGUCGCCACUCGUUAAAUCCAACUCGAAACCUUUAUAAGAAUUUUUUUUUCCUUUUCUGCUUCUACCUUUUUUUUUAACCUCACCGACAAGUUUUGGCGAGUGACUGAAAUCCGUUCUUACACAGUGAAGUCUUUUGUUUUUGUAUCAAAUGUGCAAUAUCUUUGUACUGAUUCGGAAUGAGCAAAGUGUCCCUAAGAUUUGUGCGGUUUGUUUGUUUGUUUGUUUGUUUGUUUGGUUGUUAUUUAUUUUUGUUUUUUUGGCCCCUCUCAGUCUAAAUUAAUGAUCGCUGCAAGGCUCAGAGCCCGGUGGAAUGUCUCGUGAUUUUUUUGCAUGUACUGUUAUUGAUGUGAGGUUGUCCUCUGCACAUUGUAUAACAAAUCAGUGUUACCAUAGCAAGUUUAAGUGCAAUCAUGUUCCCAAAUGCAGACUUGUACUGAGAGCGAAAGUCUUCUGUUAUCCAGAAUGAGAUUCAGGUGAUAGAUAAACCUUUUUUCCCCCCUCCAUUUAGGAAUAUAUUAAUACCUACAAGGGGACUAUAGAGAGAGAAGGAAUGUGUGUAUAUAUUUUGUUAAAGGAAUACGUCUUGGGCUGAGCAGAUAUAUUUUGCUGGACAAGCACAUAAAAUAACUUGUUUUGUUUCAAUAAAUGCAGUUAUACCGCAGAAAUGUAAAGUGAACAAAGAAACUUGGAGUAUGUAAAGAAUAACUUUGUACAUUCAACAAAUAAGAGUCUAUUCUGGUGUGCACAUUGGUGACAGUAGACAAUUUGUUCCAAUAUUCAGGUUUUACAUGUAUAUUAAGAGUCACAAAGAACUCCAUGGCCAUCGGUCAGGCUUCCCACCUUCCAGGUUCUCACAUAUCGGACGGGAGCGAUCAAACUGAAUGUCUCUUUCUAUUGCGUUCGAUGUUCUGCUAUGAUUCCGGCCCUCAAGUCCCCUUCGUGUUUGCUGUGUGUUGUCUACAGUCAUUUCUUUGUGAGAAGGAACCCCAAUAAUGCACUGCAUGGAUCUGAUGCAUCACAAGUCACUGUGAGCUGAAUGGUGGGCGGGGGAGGGGAAAUUCAGCCAA
Hippocampus comes (tiger tail seahorse) is the source of this 6013-nucleotide messenger RNA. RefSeq names its product IQ motif and Sec7 domain ArfGEF 1b (gene iqsec1b). The transcript is spliced from 16 exons. The record is from RefSeq and is a predicted model, not a curated record. Lineage: Eukaryota; Metazoa; Chordata; Actinopteri; Syngnathiformes; Syngnathidae. Gene Ontology annotation, molecular function: guanyl-nucleotide exchange factor activity. The coding region runs from base 313 to 4029 and encodes 1238 amino acids. Gene Ontology annotation, biological process: regulation of ARF protein signal transduction; actin cytoskeleton organization.